AUCAGGAAGUGCGGACCGCGGCGGCGGCGGCGGCGGCGGCGGAGCCCGGAGCGGAGGCCGGAGGCUCCCGGCCCGCCGGCCCCGGAACGGAGCGGAGCGGAGGAUGCAGCAGCCGCAGCCGCAGGGGCAGCAGCAGCCAGGGCCGGGGCAGCAGUUGGGGGGUCAGGGGGCGGCGCCGGGGUCCGGGGGCGGCCCAGGGGGGGGCCCGGGGCCAGGGCCCUGCCUGAGGCGGGAGCUGAAGCUGCUCGAGUCCAUCUUCCACCGCGGCCACGAGCGCUUCCGCAUUGCCAGCGCCUGCCUGGACGAGCUGAGCUGCGAGUUCCUGCUGGCUGGGGCCGGAGGGGCCGGGGCGGCCGGGGCGGGGGCCGCGCCCGGACCGCAUCUCCCCCCACGGGGGUCGGUGCCUGUGGAUCCCGUCCGCAUCCACUGCAACAUCACGGAGUCAUACCCUGCUGUGCCUCCCAUCUGGUCAGUGGAGUCUGAUGACCCUAACUUGGCUGCUGUCUUGGAGAGGCUGGUGGACAUAAAGAAAGGGAAUACUCUGCUAUUGCAGCAUCUGAAGAGGAUUAUCUCCGACCUGUGUAAACUCUAUAACCUUCCUCAGCAUCCAGAUGUGGAGAUGCUGGAUCAGCCCUUGCCAGCAGAGCAGUGCACACAGGAAGACGUGUCAUCAGAAGAUGAAGAUGAGGAGAUGCCUGAGGACACAGAAGACCUAGAUCACUAUGAAAUGAAAGAGGAAGAGCCAGCAGAGGGCAAGAAGUCCGAAGAUGAUGGCAUCGGAAAAGAAAACUUGGCCAUCCUAGAGAAAAUUAAAAAGAACCAGAGGCAAGAUUACUUAAAUGGUGCGGUGUCUGGCUCGGUGCAGGCCACUGACCGGCUGAUGAAGGAGCUCAGGGAUAUAUACCGAUCACAGAGUUUCAAAGGUGGAAACUAUGCAGUCGAACUCGUGAAUGACAGUCUAUAUGAUUGGAAUGUCAAACUCCUCAAAGUUGACCAGGACAGCGCUUUGCACAACGAUCUCCAGAUCCUCAAAGAGAAAGAAGGAGCUGACUUCAUCCUACUUAACUUUUCUUUUAAAGAUAACUUCCCCUUUGACCCACCAUUUGUCAGGGUUGUGUCUCCAGUCCUCUCUGGAGGGUAUGUUCUGGGCGGAGGUGCCAUCUGCAUGGAACUUCUCACCAAACAGGGCUGGAGCAGUGCCUAUUCCAUAGAGUCAGUGAUCAUGCAGAUCAGUGCCACACUGGUGAAGGGAAAAGCACGAGUGCAGUUUGGAGCCAACAAAUCUCAAUACAGUCUGACAAGAGCACAGCAGUCCUACAAGUCCUUGGUGCAGAUCCACGAAAAAAACGGUUGGUACACACCCCCAAAGGAAGAUGGCUAACCCUGGAGUGUCAUCCCCUUCCUCCUUCCCCAGGCACCACUGGACCAAUUACCUUUGAAUGCUGUAUUUGGAUCUCACGCUGCCUCUGUGGUUCCCUCCCUCAUUUUUCCUGGACGUGAUAGCUCUGCCUAUUGCAGGACAAUGAUGGCUAUUCUAAACGCUAAGGGAAAAAAACAAACACAGAACUGUUUCAAGUACUCAAGACUGACUUACAGACCAACCAACCACCUUGCUGGAACCCUUGCUAGCAGGCAUUCUUAUAAAAGAAACUCUCGAGCCUCCUUAUAUUGCUGGAAACUCAGCCGUGCUCCAGACUAGAGCCUCCUUACCUAUGCUAUGGAUUUUUAAUUUAUUUUCUCUUAUUUCAUGUACACUGCUUUUUUUGGUUACAGUGUAUGAUGGAUGUGUAUGAAAAAAAAUGUAUCUUUGGGAAAACAAUUACAGUUUGUUAAUUUGAA
This is a messenger RNA of Cynocephalus volans (Philippine flying lemur), 1839 nucleotides long. It is a transcript of the gene UBE2Q1, whose product is annotated as ubiquitin conjugating enzyme E2 Q1. Lineage: Eukaryota; Metazoa; Chordata; Mammalia; Dermoptera; Cynocephalidae. The record is from RefSeq and is a predicted model, not a curated record. The coding region runs from base 104 to 1381 and encodes 425 amino acids. The transcript is spliced from 13 exons.